AUGGUCAAGUAUCACGUUGCCAACACACAAAGCUCGGCACAGAGCCUGAAGCCGCCUCUUAGUGCACCGGAGCUUACGCGCUCGUCUACGACUACAUUCGGUGUCGACAAAGUGGCCCUCGUCGUGACAGAAUGUAUAACGAUCACAAGUGCGAUGCGCAAGCAUACACGUUGGACACACUCCAGCGGGUCGAGGAUCCUUGGGGAUAGCUACCCAAAGGCACCGUCUACGCGACGUGUUGAAAGAGUUGACAAUGCGGGGAUCUUAAACCAAGAGGAUAUGGUAUCAAGCCGCUGGGCUAUGCGAGGAAAUCAAGAGGAGGUACUCGAAAAGGACUCCCUCCUGGUGGCAUUUUCGAGCCUGCGAUCGAACCUCAAGAACUGCAAAAACAUUAGGAAUUACGAUACAACCGCGCUACUACACCCCUUCCUCCAAGUCGUACGAUCCUCCUCCACACCCGCUCAGAUUACAUCGCUCGCUCUCAUUGCCAUCACGAAGUUUCUUUCCUAUAAUGUCAUCUCUCUGGAGUCCCCUCGGCUGGCGGAGGCCAUGGAGCUACUAUCGUCGGCUAUCGCACACUGCCGGUUCGAGGCAACGACUUCGGCAAAUGAAGAAACUGUGUUACUGCAGAUAUUGAACAUCAUGGAAAGCACAAUCUUGAGUCCAGAGGGUGAAUUUCUCGGGGAUGACAGUGUUUGCGAGAUGAUGGAGACUGUUCUGAGCAUGGCCUGCCAGCUCAGGCUCUCGGUAGUCCUACGACAGUCAGCUGAGAUGACCAUGGUAUCCAUCUGCCAAGUGGUCUUUGAGCGAUGGAAAUAUCUGGAACUUCAGGCGAGUGCCGAGCCGGAGGCAUUGCACGAUAACAUCAAAGCCAAGAUAGAAACUUUGAACAUAGAUGCUUCAAAACUGCAGACCUACACAGCGGAACUACGCGCAUAUGAUCCUUCAAGUGUGGAAGAGACACAGUCGUUCGUGAGCGUGGAUAGUUUGAUUGACGGGUCCCUAAGCAUGAAAAUGCAAACUGCCGGCGAGAUUUUGAAUCCCAUCCUCGAAGACGGCCAGCAAAACCAAGUCAGGACAGUCUCGAUCAAGCCCUACUCCCUUCCUUCAAUACGCAAGCUUCUCAUUGUCCUUACCGAGAUGAUAGAUCCUCACAACAAGCAAACUACAAAUAGAAUGCGUAUCAUUGCAUUGCGCAUUCUUGAUGUUGCGUUCGAAAUAGCGGGACCAUCAAUCAUAAACCACGCCGGUCUAGCAAACCUGGCGAAGGACACCCUGUGCCGAUACUUGUUCCAAUUGAUUCGAUCGAAUGACAUGGCCCUCCUCAAUCACUCGCUGUGUGUGUGCCGGACGCUCCUUACAACAUGCCGCAAUGUCCUCCGGCUGCAGCAGGAGCUAUUCCUAUCCUAUGUGGUGGCUUGCGGUGCCGUUCCGCCAGGGGACAUCGCAUUGGAGCCUAAUGUCGAGCUCUUCCUGUUCGAGUGCAUACCAGAGUUACCUAGGGUCCUCAAGCCAUCUCUCUCGUCUGCGGCAAUCCAUAGCGCUGGCAAAGCGCCAUCGAGGUCCAUGAAAAAUCCACAAGAUCUGCGACUCGAGGACGGCGCGAGGACAGCAGAUGCUCGUGAGGCGAUAGUAGAAAGCCUCAGUGCUUUAAUCAGGAUUCCCUCAUUUAUGGUCGAACUGUUUGUCAAUUACGAUUGUGAUGUUGACAGAAGGGACUUGUGCUCUGAUAUGGUGAGAUUUCUAUCGCGGAACACCUUCACAUGCUCAGACCAACCGUGGAGUACCGUUUCAGCGUUAUGUUUGGACUCACUCUUGUCCUACGUGGAAUCAAUCGCCGAUAGACUGGAAGAUGCACCCAACAUAGAAAGCGUGCCCGGCAUAGAAAGUCUACGACACCAGCGGUCGCACAAAAUUAUAAUCAUGCAAGGUGCUUCUAAAUUUAACGAAAAUCCUAAGGACGGCCUCUGCUUUCUCGUCGCCCAAGGCAUCAUCCAAGACCUCGAGAACCCCAGGGAAAUUGCAAAGUUUCUCAAAGAAACCACUGCGAUCGAAAAGAAAACUCUAGGCGAUUUCAUUUCGAAGAAGACCAAUGAGAAUAUUUUGCGAGAGUUUAUGAAGCUUUUCAACUUCGCCGGAAAACGAAUCGACGAGGCUACCCGCGAGUUACUAGGCGCAUUCCGUCUCCCUGGCGAGUCAGCACUCAUAGAGAGAAUCAUGGAAGUGUUUGCUGCACAAUACAUGGAUGAAGCCAAACCGGCCGAAAUUGCAGACUCGACUGCAGCGUUUGUACUCGUGUAUGCCACCAUCCUAUUGAACACCGAUCAGCAUAAUCCGAAUUUUAAAGGCCAAAAGCGCAUGGCAAUUGAGAACUUCGCCCAGAAUCUUCGCGGUGUUAACGAUGGGAGGGAUUUCGAUAUCGAAUUUCUCCAGGAAAUCUUCAAUUCUAUCAGGACACGUGAGAUCAUCCUACCCGAGGAGCAUAACGAUGACAAUGCCUAUGACCAUGCUUGGCAGGAGAUGAUAGUCAAAGCCGAGUCUACUCCAGAUUUGAUUUACUGCAACACCAAUACUUUUGAUGCAGACAUGUUUGCGGCAACGUGGAAGCCAAUUGUCGCGUCGCUUUCAUAUGUAUUUAUGUCAGCGACCGACGAGGCUGUCAUCCUAAGAGUGAUAACUGGAUUCGACCAUUGCGCUCAUAUUGCUGCGAAGUAUGGACUAAGUGAUCUAUUGGACAGGAUUGUAGCAUGUCUGUCACAUAUCACCACGCUUGCUCCCGAAGUGGCACCAAAUACGAGUCUCAAAAUCCAAGUGAAGCACGAGAACAAUACUCUUGUAGUCUCGGAGACUGCUGUUCAAUUUGGGCGUAAUGACAGAGGUCAGAUGGCAAUGCUACUCCUGUGCCGAAUCCUCAAUGGCAACGAGUGUGCGAUCCGAGAUGGAUGGGAACAGGUCCUCCGGAUACUACGAAACCUCUUUGUGAAUUCCCUGAUGCCUUCCUCGUUCGCCGUAUCUCGCGAACCACUGGAACUUCCACCUAUCCCGCUACAAAGCCCCACGCAAAUCAUUAAUGAAGACCACGAAGUGGCGGAAAUAGGUCUGAUUUUUGCUUUUACAUCUUACGUUUCCAGCCUCGCAAAUGCCGAGCCUCUGGAACCCUCGGACCAAGAGAUCGAGCACACCCUAUGUGCAAUCGAUACCAUCAGCGCUUGUUUGUUGGACGAAAUCGCGUCCAACGUCUCCAAAAUGUCCACAGAAGGGUUGAAAGCUCUCUUCACGGCACUUUUGUCCCAACUAUCCGAAGACAUAUCGCGUGGAGACAUCGUUGUAACGCCAAAUGUGCUUUCAUCAAGUCCCAUCAACCAGAGCCACGAUGACAGCACUGUGUCAACGGCGACUUACGAUCCAUCUAUUGUCUUUAUCUUGGAGCUGCUUACAAUACUUACACUGCAAGACUGCCGAACAAUAGAGGUGUUUGGUAGAGACACGGCGAACGCAUUGCAGAACAUCAUAAAUGACGCGGGUCGGGUACAUCCCAUCAUCGUGUCUAGAGUUGUCUACUACCUGCUACUAUUAUUAAAAGGGAACAAUAACUGCAACUUUAUAGACACUCCCGUCCUCCUGCAUGCCUUCGCUGGCCUUGACGUUCAUCUUCUGCAAGCAUGUGCGAGCUGCCUUCUCCAGGGUAUAACGGUUUGCAUUGAUAGUUCUCCGCGGUUACGGGAUGAGAUAACUCGUUGUCCUGAUUUCUGGUCUAUUGUUGAUCAGUUGCGCGUAAUACCGGAGAACGCUGCAAGUGUUCUCAGGGUUGUUGACACACUAGUUAGCACGGUACAGACCACAAUUAACACAGCAAAUUACGAGGCAAUCGUUCAACUACUAGAUCAAUUCGCCACCACUUCCAGCGCUGGGCUGAAACCAGAGCACACCCUGCGAGGACGGAGAACGAAGUGUCAGGAGCAGCACGCGCCGAAGAACGCCGAAUUAAACGAGAUGGCCCAAUGCGGAAUCAAAGCCACGACCAUUCUCUCCAACCUGACACUCCGGGUUCCUGAACUCAUUGACAAAUCCUCGCUUCCCACCCCUGAAGCUUGGAACGCUCAUUGGUCACCCAUCUUCCGCACGCUCAUAGCACAAUGCCUCAAUCCCUGCCAUGAGGUCCGCAUGCAAGGAUUUGAACUCCUUCAAAGUACACUCCUUAGAAAGCAUGGAUUAGUUUCCGCAGGACACACGGAGUGGACCAAUAUCUUUACCCAGGUGCUGUUCCCCAUAGUCGCCCAGCUAUUGACACCAGAGAUUUAUCAGUCUGAUCCCUCGAGUAUGAGCGAGAUGAUUGUGAGGGUCUCCACGUUGUUGUGCCGCUGCUAUCUACAUUAUCUGACUGAGUUGGCGGAGUCGGUUGGGUUACUGGAUUUAUGGUUGCACAUUAUUGAUCUGAUGCACCGUUUACUCAAUACCGGUCAGGCUGGGAAAUUGGAAGAGAUUGUCACCGAAAACAUCAAGAACACACUCCUCGUCAUGGCAAAUGGCGGAUAUCUCGUCGUGUCGGAAGAGAAACCGGAGCAAACAAAGUUGUGGAACGAGACAUGGAAGAGGAUGGAGGUAUUCUUGCCGCACUUGCGUGAGGAAUUAUUUCCUGGAGUGGGAACGUGCAGUGACGAUGUAGAAAACAAUCUAUAG
Penicillium paradoxum is the source of this 4680-nucleotide messenger RNA. Its product is annotated as Sec7-domain-containing protein. Lineage: Eukaryota; Fungi; Ascomycota; Eurotiomycetes; Eurotiales; Aspergillaceae. The transcript has 7 exons. Gene Ontology annotation, biological process: regulation of ARF protein signal transduction. The record is from RefSeq and is a predicted model, not a curated record. Gene Ontology annotation, molecular function: guanyl-nucleotide exchange factor activity. Bases 1 to 4680 code for a protein of 1559 amino acids.